This is a messenger RNA of Cryptosporidium muris RN66, 2919 nucleotides long. RefSeq lists its product as uncharacterized. Gene Ontology annotation, cellular component: nucleolus; Noc4p-Nop14p complex; small-subunit processome. The record is from RefSeq and is a predicted model, not a curated record. NCBI's taxonomy places the organism in Eukaryota, Apicomplexa, Conoidasida, Eucoccidiorida, Cryptosporidiidae. Gene Ontology annotation, biological process: maturation of SSU-rRNA. Bases 1 to 2919 code for a protein of 972 amino acids. The transcript has a single exon.
AUGAUCAAACAAAGGAGUGUUUUUGAUCAAGCUAAAAGCUGCAGAACUUCUCAUAUCAAAGUUUUGGGGAGAAGGAAAUUUAAACAAGAUGGGCUAAGCUCAAAUAUUAAAGAGAAUAUUGAGCGCAGAAGUGCUCUUCUGAAGGAAUUACAGGCUGAGAGGAAGAGGAGUGAGUUUGUAGAUGAGAGAGAGAGGUUCAAUCCAUUUAAUAAUAAUAGAGUUCUAGCUGGUUUAUUAUCUAAAAAGAUUAGUAAGAUAGGAAAUAAGAAGAAAAGUUUCAAUCUGGAGGAUAAUAGUGAAAAUGAAGAAGGUAUAAUUGGGGAAGAUAAUGAUAAUUUGGGUUUGACUCAUUUAGGAAUGUCACUAUCAUUACUAAGUGAUCGUGAAAUUAGCAAAUUUGAUAUGAAGGGCUCUGAUUUAGAUGAUGAAGUAGAGGAUCCAUUACACUCUAAAUUUGCGUCCGAAUUCUAUUUUGGUAAAGGCGAAUCAGGAACCACAAAUAAUGAAGUGCCAAUGACAAGACAGGAAAUAUUUAAAGAAAUAAUAUUCAAAAGUAAAGUAGCCAAGGCUGAGAAGAGGCGUCAUAGAGAGGAGCUAGAGGAAAGAUUAAAGGCUUAUAAUGAAUCAUUCAGUGAAAUUCACCCACUUCUUUCAUUCAAGCCAACUAAACAAGCAUUAUCUAGUGUAGUGACUAAGAAACUUGGAGGUAUCAAUUCUGCACAAAUUUCACAAAUGGAUAAUAAAGAGUAUCAAAUAGAUGACUAUGAUUUAUUGCGUAGUGAACUAGUUUUUGAUAUUAGAUCGGGGGUUAGUGAUAGAAUAAAGACGAAGGAGGAAAUAGCUGCAAUGAAUGCCAAGAAGCUAUCUAAGCUUGAAGAAGAAAGAAGGCAAAGAAUGCAUAUGGAGCUUAUGCAAGAUUAUUUUGAAGAAAGUGACAAUGAAUGUAGAGACAGUGAAAUUAAGAAUAAUGAAGAUGAAGAAAAGGGUAAUAAAGAUGAAGAAAAGGGUAAUAAAGAUGAAGAAAAGGGUGAUGAAGAUGAUGAAUAUAAUGAGUAUAAUGAAUAUAAUGAAGAUAGUGAGGAUGACAAUAAAGAAGAAGAUGAAGAGUGUAAGAAUGAUAUAUCUAAUAAACAGGAGUACGACAAUUACACUAAUCAAGAAGAUGUUGGACCAACUUUGGAACUAGCUGAAUUGUUUGAUGACGAACCCCAAAAAAAUAUCUUAAUGGAGACACUGGAUAUUGAACCUUUGGAACUCAUUCUUCCAGAUAUAUGUAGAUGCCAGAAUUACCUAGACGAAGUUGAGAACAGAAAUAUUGAUUGGCUUAGGAAUGAAGAGAAUGAAUUAGAGUUACCAUAUCGUUUUGAACUAUCGUCUAUAUUAGGCCAUGACUAUUCAUAUAAGGACCUGAUGAAAUAUUUAGUUAAAUUUCAUCCAAUCUCUCAGUGGAAGCUUAUUCAUAGAUUCCGAGCAUGUUUUAAUAAGGGAAAUCCUUCUAUGGUUAAUGAUGCAAAGCUUAUCACUAAAUUCCUAAUUUUCUAUCCUCUCAAUAUAGCCAAAAAAUUAAAAGUAGGGUCAUCGGAUGUAAUGUCAAUGAGCCAUAUUAUUGAGUUCUUAAGAUUGAUGUGUGAACAUCUAUUUUUCUUCUUGGAGGUUUCCUCUGAAGAGGUAAUUGAAAUUCUUGCAAUAUUUUCUUUGGAAAUUUGCUGUCUUACUUUACCAGAUAUUACAAAAUUAUAUAAAAUAGGACAAUUAAUAGAAAAUCACUUAACUUGUAAGCAAGGUGAAUACUAUUGUCCUGAUGCUUUAGAGUGGUGCCCAAACCUCUCCCACCAGCUUAAAGAUACUCGCAGAACAUUUGAUAUUAUACAUGUUACUAUGUGUCGUAUUAUGUUUUUAAUUUUUCCAAUAACUGAUUUAAGUCAUCCUAUAUUGACUCCUGUUACUACUUGUCUUGAACUAUGGGCUGAAAGAUAUAGUAGAAUGGGGAAAGUAUUUACUGAGCCAUACAGAACUAAUGAAUCAAUUAAUAACUUAUUUAUUGGUAAACAUGCCCAAGUUAGUUUGUCUGAGUCUUGCGACUUAAGAUGUAUCACUGGAAUAAUUGCUCUUUUAGAAAUGGCAUGUAUUGGAUAUACACAGAAAGAUAGGGAUUUGCCAGAAUUUGAGGGUAAAUAUAGUCCAGGGUAUUUUGCGUUAUCUGUUAGCUGUGUGAAAUGGGUUCAUACUAGAGAUAAAUAUAGAGAAUCUAUUGGUGUUAAUAUUUUAAGAUCUUUGAUACGUGUCAUAAAGUGUAUGGAAUUAAAUCCAGGUAUAUAUAUUCCAAUUAUUCACUUUGUACUUCCAAACUUCAAGUGGAUGAUUGAAUACAGUAGAAAGUUGCAGGUCACAGAUUGUUCAACAUAUGACAAGUUACUAAAUGAUGUCAUAAUACUAUCAGAAGAAUUAGCUACAAGACCUUUAUCACCUGUACAACUAUGGCCGAAACUGGUGCCAUCAAUAAGAAUGCUAACACCUAAAAUUGAUGACCCUUCUGUACCCAAUGCUAUAAAAGCUUUAAUGGGACCUAGACAGAAUUUGAGAGAAACACAAGGUGAUGUGGAGAAGAGACUAUAUCUAUCAAGAAUAAAGAAAGAAGUUAACUCAGCAAGGAGACAAGCAAACAGGCAAAUAAGGAGAGAUGCAGAAGUAAUUGCAAAUAUUUGGCAUAAAGAGAGAAAUACAAGGCAGCAGAAGCAGAAUCGUCGUUACAAUUCAUUUAUGCAGAUGUUAGAGCAUGAUCAAACGGAAUAUAAAAAAAUGAAGACAACCGGCGGUACCAUGGAUACUUCCUUAGCACCCUAUAGAUCAAAUAAAAAGGCAAAAAAAAGCAAUAGGAGAAUGGGUGGUAAUGAGACUGCCAGCGGGCUUAUUCAAUAA